AUGACAGACAGGCAAGGAGAUAAACCUCCCCCACCCCCCUUUUUAUCUCCACAGCACUUCACAGAGUUCCUGGAUGAGUUUUCACCCGAUGUCCUAGGCCAGCUCUUGAAUGACCCCUUCUUGUCUGAGAAGAAUGAAAUAAUGGAGGUGGAACUGUCUCCAGCAUCCCCAGCACCCCUCAUCCAGGCAGAGCACAGCUACUCCCUCUGCGGGGACUCUCGACCCCAGUCUCCCUUGACCCACAUCUCGACUGAUGACAACUUUAAUGAAGGUGACCUGGAAAAUGAGGAAUGGUGUCUGGGUACAGAGCUGACUCCAGCAGCCAUAAAGACUGAGCCAGCAUUGUGUGAGACGUCAGGCCUUGCUCCCUCAGUCAGUCUCACUGUCACGGCCACGUCGCUGGAGGGGGAACAGCCUGAACUACAGAUGGAUGCCCUGAUGAAACCACUGAGCCAGAAAGUUCUUCCAGAGAUUAAAUUGGAGCCCCAUGAAGUGGAUCAGUUCUUGAACCUCUCUUCUAAGGAAG
This is a messenger RNA of Cariama cristata (Red-legged seriema), 526 nucleotides long. RefSeq names its product cyclic AMP-responsive element-binding protein 3-like protein 2. The annotation marks the transcript as partial. NCBI's taxonomy places the organism in Eukaryota, Metazoa, Chordata, Aves, Cariamiformes, Cariamidae. The transcript is spliced from 3 exons. Gene Ontology annotation, biological process: regulation of transcription by RNA polymerase II. Gene Ontology annotation, molecular function: DNA-binding transcription factor activity, RNA polymerase II-specific; cAMP response element binding. The record is from RefSeq and is a predicted model, not a curated record.